CAAGAAGUGAAAAUAAUCAGUGAGCCUGUCUGCGCGUCAGGUAUAAAAAGGGUUCACACGGCGUCUUCUCACCACAGCUCAGACACUGCAACAGCUCUACACUGAUAACUUUGUGCGACCUCAUUCUACACUUCAGAAUGGACUACCAAAUCGUUGCCCUGGUGAUGUUGUUCCUGGCCUGUGUGGAGCAGAGCCUGGCCUCAUGCGUUGUGGACAGCUUCACAGUAAAACAAGACUUUGACCCCAAAAGAUAUGCAGGAAAGUGGUAUGCUCUGCAGAAGAAGGAUCCCGAGGGUUUGUUCCUGCAGGACAACAUCUCUGCUGAAUACACCGUUGAAGACGAUGGUUCCAUGGUUGCCUCUUCCAAGGGCAGAGUCACUCUCUUUGGGUUCUGGGUCGUGUGCGCCGACAUGGCUGCUCAGUACUCCGUGCCCGACCCCGGCACCCCCGGCAAGAUGUUCAUGAACUACCAGGGACUGGCCAGCUACCUGUCCAGCGGCGGUGACAACUACUGGGUCAUUGACACAGACUAUGACAACUACGCCAUCACCUAUGCCUGCCGCACCCUGAAAGAGGAUGGAAGCUGCGAUGAUGGAUACUCCCUGGUCUUCGCCCGCAACCCCCGCGGCCUGCCCCCUGCCAUCCAGAGAGUCGUCCGCCAGAAACAGGAGGAAGUCUGCAUGGCCGGAGAGUUCCAGCCAGUGCUGCAGUCUGGAGCCUGCUAAACUGUCCCUAAGCUAAAGUUUGCUGAGCAGCACUUCAGGUUACUGGAUUGAUCAUCCUGCCCAAAGUAAAGACAGAGCUCUACUCAAAGACGCAAAUGAGAGAAUAAUCACGCUAUCAUAUUCAACGCCCCGACGAAAAGAAUGUCAUCAAACCUGCCAAGAUGAAAAUAUAUUUCCCAGCCAAAUAAAAACCAUUACCUGUUGA
Molecule: messenger RNA, 930 nt
Organism: Perca fluviatilis (European perch)
Lineage: Eukaryota; Metazoa; Chordata; Actinopteri; Perciformes; Percidae
Product: purpurin-like
Exons: 6
Coding region: 138-725 (195 amino acids)
Molecular function (GO): retinoid binding; retinol transmembrane transporter activity
Source: RefSeq, a predicted model, not a curated record